Messenger RNA from Trichogramma pretiosum, 789 nucleotides. RefSeq lists its product as uncharacterized. NCBI's taxonomy places the organism in Eukaryota, Metazoa, Arthropoda, Insecta, Hymenoptera, Trichogrammatidae. The transcript has 4 exons. The record is from RefSeq and is a predicted model, not a curated record. Bases 123 to 710 code for a protein of 195 amino acids.
CCGCACUUCCGCUAAUGUCAGUGUGCACAAAGAAGUAAAAAAAGAAUCCUCCUCGACCCUUUCAACGAAUCGUUGAAUUUUUAAUCUCUGAAACGUUGCCCACGCAAUUAAGUUGGGUAAAAAUGAGCUACGACAACGAACUGAACGACCCGACCCUUUGCAGCAGAGAAACGGUGGCAAUUUUGACUGGCCUGGGUGUCGCUAACCUAUCCAACUUUAUCGAAAGAGGAAUAUCCUUGGAAGAUCUUCAAUAUGUCACCGAUGAGGAUUUGAGUGUUCUGGAUCCUGGAGAGAGUUUUAACAAGAACACUUUCAAACAAAUGCAAGAGAGUUUGCAGAAGAGAUUCGCCAACAAACAGUUGAAAAUAGAAUCUGGCGAUUGGGAAAAAAUCCUCAAUAAUGAAUACAAGCAGUUGUGCGUUAUAACAAUCUUCUUGAAAUUUGUACUCUCUGUACUGAAGAAAGAAGAGAAUCAAUAUUUUGAUUGUGAAAAAAAUUUGACAACAUCAGAUGCCCUAAUGAUUGCCACUAACUCUAUUUUAAACGAAGUAACCGAAUUGGACAAAACGAUAGAUGAAAUUAUGGAAAGAACUCAAGGAACACUCGUCGAAGACAAAAAACCAAAUAAAUCUGGCAAAAAGAAAAGAAAGAUGAUCGCUGCAGUCAGCAGUGCAGCCGUUCUAUUGUUAAUAAUUAAACUCAUUUACUGAUCGACUCUUGGGUCCCAGUACUGUGAUAAUCAUAGCCAUAUAAUACAUUUAGAAAAUAUAUUUUUCUACCUUCACCAGA